Messenger RNA from Bufo bufo (common toad), 1111 nucleotides. RefSeq names its product ficolin-1-like. The transcript is spliced from 9 exons. The coding region runs from base 56 to 997 and encodes 313 amino acids. NCBI's taxonomy places the organism in Eukaryota, Metazoa, Chordata, Amphibia, Anura, Bufonidae. The record is from RefSeq and is a predicted model, not a curated record.
CCUGCUCCUCGCAUCCCGGGAUCUGAGAGAGAGAAGGUCUGCAGAUCAGAUCAGUAUGUGGAUUCCAUGGUUUGCUGUGAUCUGGACGGUGGUCGCCUUCUCUGCUGCUGACAAUUCAUGUCCAGAAGUGAAGAUUUUAGGAAUUGGAGACACCGACAAACUGACCAUACUCAGAGGGUGCCCAGGCUUUCCUGGAUCUCCUGGCCAAAAAGGAGAAGUUGGGUCACCUGGAGCAAAAGGAGACAAUGGACUUCAGGGCAUCGCAGGGAAGCUCGGCCCUCCAGGUGUGAGGGGUGUUGACGGCUCCAAAGGCGAAAAGGGGCAAAAAGGUGACCCUGGAUCCUCUGAGUCCGUGUAUGCUGCAAAAAACUGCAAGGAAUUACUGGAGCGGGGUGAAGUGCUAAGUGACUGGUACACAAUAUACCCAGAGAGCCAGAAGCCGCUAAAGGUUCUGUGUGAUAUGCAUACUGACGGGGGCGGCUGGAUUGUUUUCCAGAGGCGCUGGGAUGGCUCUGUUUACUUUUUCCGGGACUGGAACUCAUACAAGAAUGGAUUUGGCAGUCGUCUGAAUGAGUUUUGGCUUGGAAAUGACAAUCUUUAUAUGCUGACAUCGUCAGGCACAUGGGAAAUGCGGAUUGAUCUUCAAGAUUUUGAAAACACAAAGCAUUACGCCAAGUAUGCGUCUUUCCAGGUCCUGGGAGAAGAUAAAAGUUAUAAGUUGUUACUUGGGGACUUCAAAGAAGGCAACGCCGGUAAUGCAAUGGACGUUCACGCAGACCAGCCAUUUAGCACAAAGGAUAAAGAUUUAACUGCAGAAAAAUGUGCCACCCUAUACAAAGGCGGCUGGUGGUACUACAAGUGCCAUCACUCAAACCUAAAUGGACUUUAUCUGGGCGGACAGCACGCCUCGUAUGCCAAUGGAAUCAACUGGGCCUAUGGAAAGGGUUUCAAUUACUCCUAUAAAUUCUCGGAAAUGAAGAUCAGACCCGUCCAGUAAGAUCACACCAAUAUAAAGUGGAAAAAAACAAAACAAGGCAAGAACUGAAAGGAGGACCUCCAGCUGAAAACGCAAUAGAUUGCAAUAUGUUGAUAUAUAGGACCAUUUCCACAC